AUGGCUCCGGUUAUGAUGGACUACGACUUUAAAAUUAAAACACAAAAUGAACGUUCUAAAGUUGAGGACCUAUUUGACUUUGAGGGUUGUAAAGUUGGGAGAGGAACUUACGGACAUGUUUACAAAGCUCGACGGAAAGACGGUUCUGACACUAAAGACUAUGCUUUAAAACAAAUAGAAGGAACUGGACUUUCUAUGUCAGCUUGUAGAGAAAUUGCUUUGCUGAGAGAACUAAAACAUUCUAAUGUCAUUAACCUUAUACGCGUGUUCCUCUCUCAUACUGAUCGCAAAGUAUGGUUGCUAUUUGACUAUGCAGAGCAUGAUCUCUGGCAUAUUAUUAAGUUUCAUAGAGCAGCAAAAGCUAAUAAAAAAUCAGUAAUGGUACCAAAGGGUAUGGUAAAAAGCUUAUUGUAUCAAAUACUGGAUGGAAUACAUUAUCUGCAUUCAAAUUGGGUACUGCAUAGAGAUUUGAAACCUGCCAAUAUCUUAGUUAUGGGUGAAGGCCCUGAACGGGGGAGGGUUAAGAUAGCUGAUAUGGGUUUUGCCAGGUUAUUCAAUGCUCCCUUGAAACCCCUUGCCGAUCUUGAUCCAGUUGUAGUUACUUUCUGGUAUAGAGCUCCAGAGCUGUUACUUGGUGCUAGGCAUUACACAAAAGCUAUUGAUAUUUGGGCCAUUGGGUGCAUAUUUGCGGAGCUUUUGACAUCUGAACCAAUUUUUCACUGCCGUCAAGAGGAUAUUAAGACAAGCAAUCCAUACCAUCAUGAUCAAUUAGACAGGAUAUUCAAUGUCAUGGGAUUCCCACAAGAAAAAGAUUGGGAGGAUAUUAGAAAAAUGCCAGAACAUGCUACAUUAGUGAAGGAUUUUAAGAGAUCAAAUUAUCAAAAUUGCUCGUUAAGUAAAUAUAUGGACAGACAUAAAAUAAAACCAGACAGCAAAGCAUUCAGUCUCUUACAGAGGUUACUUUUAAUGGACCCUAACAGAAGAAUAACUUCAGAACAGGCAAUGCAAGAUCCUUAUUUUACCGAAGACCCUUUGCCAACACAGGAUGUUUUUGCUGGUUGUCCCAUACCAUAUCCAAAGAGGGAGUUCUUGACGGACGACGACCAGGAUGAUAAGAGCGAUUCGAAGGCGCGCCAAAAUCAGCAACAACAACAGCCCAAUACACAACAAAAUCAAGUGCAAGCUAACAGUCAUGAUCAUGGAGCUAACAACGCGAAGCGAAUGAGAAUGCCAGGUCCGAAUCAAGGUAACAACGCUACUGGCGGUGGCCAACAAGAGUUCCACCAACAACAACAGAUGAUGUUUGGCGGCCAACAACAAGGGGGCAACGCCCAACAGCAAGGCAACUUCCAACAGAGGUUC
Molecule: messenger RNA, 1362 nt
Organism: Iphiclides podalirius (scarce swallowtail)
Lineage: Eukaryota; Metazoa; Arthropoda; Insecta; Lepidoptera; Papilionidae
Source: the annotation of a GenBank genome assembly